CGGAUCCCCUCCCGACAAUUCUUUCCUCAAGAGCACCCUGGCAGGUUUUUCUUGACUGUCCUGGAGAUAUUGCAGACCGAGACACAAGGCUCCAAAAUCCAGUUACCCUCCGAAACUAUGGCUCCCGGAUUGGACCGAGUGAGAUUGCCAAAUUUAACGGCCGGAAGAAAGGAUGUGCGCAAAGCAUCCUCGGCUUGUCUCACAUGCCGCAAGAAGAAGGUCAGAUGCUCUGGAACCAGCCCCUGCCAGUACUGCGUCAAGCGCGGUUUGGACUGCAUUAUUCGUGGACAAUGCCCCAAGAGGGUGUUCCUAGCCAGUCGGGUUGAGGAACUUGAAAGUCGUCUGGCCCAGUACGAAAAUGUCGACAAGAACACAACAUCAAACACUCAAGAUGAUUCUCCUCAAGGUGCCGCCGCAAGUGCACCAGCUAUCACCCAGACGGUACCGUUGUCGCAGCGCCCCCAACUAUCGCCACAGACAGACCCUGGGCGAGGCAAUACACCGCCAAGAUCACCCAUCUUACAUGGUCCCUCUCCCAGCUUCUCUGCCCCUUCAAUGAGGAAUGGCCCAACGCAGUCAUCGCCGGCUUCAACCAUCCCCGUUCCUGCGUCUAUGAGUUCCAGUCGUAAUUUUUCAUCCAUGGUACAAGAUCUUUUGUCACCCCAAGGUGAUGGCAGCAAAUCCUCCAGGACUCCAUCAUCCAACCAAGCUAAGGAACCAACCAUGGACCCUGCUCCGUUGCGGAUCUCCAGCCAAGAUUUCCCAAAUCUACCCUCGCACCAGGAAGCUCAAAGACUUUUAGAGACUGCCAUGUUCUAUAUUGGACACACUCAGCAUCACAUAGAUGCGCGGGAUUUUUCAGACCGGUUAUGGGUCUUCUACGCCAACAGAGAUGACCCGAACCAACUCGCUUCCCCUUGGUGCCUGGAGAUGAUGUUGGUGAUUGCGAUCGGCACCCUUUUCGAUGCCAACCCCGAAGGGAACGGUGAGUUCUCUGGGAUCGAGCUAUUCGACUACGUCCACAAGAACCUACCAACGCUCAGCGAGAUGCACUCGUAUGGGAAAAUUGGCGUGGAAAUUUUUGGCUUGUUCGCAAUUUACCUGCAGAACUUCCACAAGAGGGAAGAAGCCUACCUUUAUAUAAGCACCGCAUUGCGAUUAGCAAUUUCACACAAGUACCAUCAGGUUUCUGGAACCAAGCAUUUGAUGAAGUCCGAAAAGGUGCAUUUGACUCGUCUCUUUUGGACGAUUUACAUGCAGGAAAGGCGAUUAGCAGCUGCAACUGGGAAUCCGUCUGGCAUCAGAGAUCAGUCGAUCGAUGUUGAACUACCAACGAACUCUCCUGGGUUCGCACCCGCAGGUCCUAUAUGCAUUAACAUCAAGAUCGCUAGAGUCACUGGUCGGAUCUUAUCGGUUCUUUACGGUCCAGACCUUCAUACCGAGGACACCUUUGUUCCAAACGUCCAGGAGAUUGUGAAAUCCCUAUAUGAGAUAUCACAGGAGAUCCCAUCCGAUACAGCCAAAGAUUUUCAGGGCAUGGGCCCUGAUCUAUGCUUAAGAACGACGGGAUCCCUACAUCUCAUGCUUUAUCAGGCUACGCUUCUCACUCUUCGGCCUAUUAUGCUACAUAUGGCAAAACUUGUUCUUCGAGGCGAGGGUCCAAGUAGUCCAGGUCAGAAUACCUCGCAACUCGAAAGACUAUCAAGGACCUGUUCAGAAGCGGCUCGGAGGUUGUUGAAGGUCGUUUGUUCCCUUCGAAAUCGAAAUAUCCUCGCGAUUCAUGGUUUCUUUGAUUUCGACGCGGUUUGCUCGUCAUCUUUCAUCAUGAUUCUGGUUGCGAUUUUAGACUCGGUUUGUGACGAUGGCCAGAAAUUUAGCCCAUCUCCCGGCCUUCCAGAUGCUUUGGAAACCAUGCAGUACCUCGCCGACAACGGGAGCAAACAUGCUGCUCAGAGGAUAAAAGACUUGAGAGGCAUUUGCAGACUCAUGUCUCACAAAAUCCAGUCCCUUCAGGCGAUGAACAACUCUCCCAACACGGGUGAUGGCUCCAAUGGGAACUUCAACAACUAUAAUGUUCUCAAUGGCACAGCUGCAACCCCAGGAAACCAUCGAAACCUGGAAACGGGAGACCAACUAGGCGGUCUUGAAAACUCGGCGCAAGGCCAGCAACUGCGACUAGACGAGACUCCAGGCCAAGACAUGCAACUCGAACCAGACCUGUGGGACAAUUUUGCGCACAUCUGGAUUCCUCCAACGGAUAACAGGGGUGAGAACAUCUACCAGGAUGUGUCAAUGGUAGACAUCUCACCAGAUGAGUACUACAAGUGCUACUUCUCAAUGUAUAACAAUGCCGAUUGGAGCCUCACAGGAGAGGAAAUGGGUGGUUUUGCCGAAUUGGGCCGGCACAUCCAGGAUGUUUAAGCGUGGUAAAAAGUGUUGCAAAAAUGGCGUUUGGAUAUUGGUCAGAAAGUAUCCUCAACGAUGCAAAAGUAGAUUCGUGGUCCUUUUUCUUGAUAUCACAUAUUGAUUCCGGCUUACGUAUGGCCCAAAAUAAUUCUAUCAACAGAAAACUCACCAGAAAACUCACCAGAAAACUCACCAGAAAACUCACCAGAAAACUCACAUUAUA
Messenger RNA from Ilyonectria robusta, 2629 nucleotides. RefSeq lists its product as uncharacterized. The transcript is spliced from 10 exons. Gene Ontology annotation, biological process: regulation of DNA-templated transcription; DNA-templated transcription. Gene Ontology annotation, molecular function: zinc ion binding; DNA binding; DNA-binding transcription factor activity, RNA polymerase II-specific. Lineage: Eukaryota; Fungi; Ascomycota; Sordariomycetes; Hypocreales; Nectriaceae. The record is from RefSeq and is a predicted model, not a curated record. The coding region runs from base 118 to 2421 and encodes 767 amino acids.